Messenger RNA from Lachancea mirantina, 474 nucleotides. The record is from the annotation of a GenBank genome assembly. NCBI's taxonomy places the organism in Eukaryota, Fungi, Ascomycota, Saccharomycetes, Saccharomycetales, Saccharomycetaceae.
AUGGCGGUCACGUGCUCUCGCUCAGCCACGCGCCCAUCUGUCACGUAUAGGUACGCGAUCCACGCAACCUCUGGCCACCUUUCGAGGAAUGACUCCACAAACGAGCUUCAAGGGGACGCGCCAGCAACCGACAACGGGCGGACUGUAUUACCCGCAUCAUCCGACGCCCCACGCGGGGGUGUGCCCCGGAUAAUUUCUCCGUCUCCCGACCCAUUGUCCUGUUGUUCCGGCCGACGGUACCCCGGAAUAAUUGUUUUUUUCUCCAGGAUUUUGUUUUUCCGCGGCACGCCAGAGCCGUGCCGUGACCGGAAAUAUUCCCAGGCACCGCUAGGGGCUUUUCUGUCGGAAGAACUUGAAGUUGCACGCGUGCCUUCAUAUUGCGAUUUUCGCGGUGCGCUUUUUUCUUUUUUCUCUGCCGGGCGCGCUUUCAUCAUACCACCAUAUGGGCGCCCAGAUUCCAAUUUUUCACAGUAG